Molecule: messenger RNA, 1045 nt
Organism: Brachypodium distachyon (stiff brome)
Lineage: Eukaryota; Viridiplantae; Streptophyta; Magnoliopsida; Poales; Poaceae
Product: cyclin-P4-1
Exons: 2
Coding region: 19-825 (268 amino acids)
Biological process (GO): regulation of cyclin-dependent protein serine/threonine kinase activity
Molecular function (GO): protein kinase binding
Source: RefSeq, a predicted model, not a curated record
UCCUUCCCCGGAGUAAUCAUGCCAACCAAACAGCAAAUAUCUUUUUCUUUCUUCAACCUUCCUUCCUCCCUUCCCCUCGCGUUUUCAACUUUCCCUCCCUUUAUAACCACCUCCACCACCACUCCUCCCUCCCGCUCCCUCUCUCUCUCCGUCUCCGAUCGACCGACGACUUGGCCGGCCACGAAUAAGAUGAUGGCGGCGGGGGAUCAGGAGAAGCAGGCGCCGGUGCCGCGGGUGGUGUCGAUCCUGUCGGCGCUGCUGGAGCGCGUGGCGGAGCGCAACGACGUGGUGGCGGCGGCGCCGGAGAAGGAGAAGAAGGAGGAGAAGGCGGUGUCGGCGUUCCAGGGGCUGACGAAGCCGGCUAUCUCGGUGGGGGUUUACCUGGAGCGCAUCUUCCGGUUCGCCGGCUGCAGCCCGUCGUGCUACGUCGUGGCCUACAUCUACCUCGACCGCUUCCUCCGCCGCCGCCCCGCCCUCGCCGUCGACUCCUUCAACGUCCACCGCCUCCUCAUCACCUCCGUCCUCACCGCCGUCAAGUUCGUCGACGACAUAUGCUACAACAACGCCUACUUCGCGAGGGUGGGAGGGAUCAGCUUGAUGGAGAUGAACUACCUGGAAGUGGACUUCCUCUUCGGCGUCGCCUUUGACCUCAACGUCACGCCGGCCACCUUCGACUCCUACUGCUCCGUUCUGCAGGCCGAGAUGGCCUUCCUCGACCACCCGCCGCCUUCGCCGGUCGAUGACGUCUCCCCCGCCUUGUUGCAGCACCAGGACCAGGUCGACGCUGGCCGCCACCGCCACGAGCAACAGCAGCUCACUGUCUGACCGAUGGAUCGAGCUUGCUAGCUAGCUCCUCCUUUUUUGUCACCGUGGUGUCGUUUCUAUCUUGGCUUCUUUUUUUUCCCUUUUCUUUUUUUACUGUUCUUGGUACAUAGAUGGUGGUUAGUUAGGACGGAUCAUCAAAAGACGCAUUUCGCCAUUGUUGGAAGCAUCAAUCAUGAAUGGAAGCAUGGAUCAGAUUGGGAUUGUGAGAGCAUUGUUAAAA